AUGGAGACAUACUUGGAAGCUUUAGAUCUUUGGAAAGCAGUGGAAGAACACUAUGAAAUUCUUGCACUUCCAAACAAUCCCAUCAUCGCACAGAUUAAAGUACAAAAAGAAAAGAAGAUAAGGAAAUCAAAGGCAAAAGCCUGCUUGUUUGCUGCAGUCUCAUCUAUCAUCUUCACUCGUAUCAUGUCUCUGAAGUCAGCAAAAGAGAUAUGGGAUUAUCUCAAGAAUGAAUAUGAAGGAGAUGAAAGAAUUAAAGGGAUGCAAGUCAUUAACUUGAUUAGGGAAUUUGAACUUCAAGGAAUGAAGGACUCCGAGACAAUUAAAGAUUACUCCGAUAGGCUUCUGAUACCUGAAAGAUAUGAAGCAACCAUCACUGUCUUGGAGAAUACAAAUAAUCUGUCAAAAAUUUCCUUAACAGAAUUACUUAACACUUUGCAAGCACAAGAACAAAGAAGACUGAUGAGGGAAGAUACAACAAUUGAAGGAGCUUUGGCAGUCAAGCAUCAAAAUGUGGCCAAAAGCAAAAGAAAGAAGAAAAAAGAUUUUGAAAUAAAUGGGGCAAGUGCUGCAUCAGCCAAUGCAAAAGGAAAGAAUGAAAAUCAAAAGAAAUCUUAUUCACCUUGCCAACGUUGUGGAAAGAAGGGGCAUGAAGCUGUUAUCUGUAAAAAUAAAAAUUUGCAACAUGGUGAAAAUGUAAAGAUUGCUGAUCAAGAGGAGGAGGAUCACCUGUUCGUAGCUACAUGUUUCUCCAGCAUCGAAUCAAGUGAGAGUUGGCUCAUAGAUAGUGGUUGUACUAACCACAUAACACAUGACAAGGAUCUAUUCAGGGAACUAAGCAACGUAAACUCAUUGAAAGUUUGA
This is a messenger RNA of Durio zibethinus, 861 nucleotides long. Lineage: Eukaryota; Viridiplantae; Streptophyta; Magnoliopsida; Malvales; Malvaceae. The record is from RefSeq and is a predicted model, not a curated record.